Thermothielavioides terrestris NRRL 8126 is the source of this 1437-nucleotide messenger RNA. RefSeq lists its product as uncharacterized. The coding region runs from base 452 to 1213 and encodes 253 amino acids. Gene Ontology annotation, molecular function: FMN binding; NAD(P)H dehydrogenase (quinone) activity. The record is from RefSeq and is a predicted model, not a curated record. Lineage: Eukaryota; Fungi; Ascomycota; Sordariomycetes; Sordariales; Chaetomiaceae. The transcript is spliced from 4 exons.
GCGGCGACUGUGGAGCUGUGGUAUCACAGUGCAUCUCGUCGCCGCGGGUGUCCUUGCAGGGACAUUUGCAGACAAGGACUAGAACUUGGAUUGGGCAUUCCUCAACCACCGGACCCCCUGGCGCUGCGCGGCCCCUGCUCGGCCGAGAUCCAGGCUGCUGGUGAUUGAUUUGACGAGGAUUAUUAGAUCAUGACGAAUGCAAGCAGGUGCGGCCACGACGUUGAGCCUGCCCGGCGACGGAUCUGCGCGGCGGGAGCUUGCCGGCCCGUAGCUGCCAAGGUCCCGGCUCGUAAAGACACCCACCUGUAUAUAGAGCAAUUGGCACCCCUCUUUCUUCGCUGGAGAGUGAAGCAGUCCCAUUCCAUCUUCCAAACGCAACCGCACUAGACGACCGCAAACAGCCUUGAGCGUCCAAUUCCACAUUCCCAGGGACAACACACCACUGUACAGCAUGGCUCCCAAGAUCGCAAUCGUCUUUUACUCGAUGUACGGCCAUAUUCGGCAGCUUGCCGAGGCCGAGAAGGCGGGUAUCGAGAAGGCCGGCGGCACUGCUGAUCUCUUCCAGGUCCCCGAGACGCUGCCCCAGGACGUGCUGGACAAGAUGCACGCCCCCGCCAAGCCGACUGACAUCCCCGUCCUCGAGGACCCCAGCGAGCUGGAGAAGUACGACGGGUUCCUGCUGGGCGUGCCGACGCGGUAUGGCAACUUCCCCGCGCAGUGGAAGGCCUUCUGGGACAAGACGGGCAAGCAGUGGGCCACGGGCGGCUUCUACGGCAAGUACGCCGGCGUGUUCAUCUCGACCGCCAGCGCCGGUGGCGGCCAGGAGUCGACGGCGCUCGCCAUCAUGAGCACGCUCGCCCACCACGGCAUCAUCUACGUGCCGCUCGGCUACGCCAAGGCGUUCGGCAUCCUCACCGACCUGAGCGAGCUGCGUGGCGGCAGUGCCUGGGGCGCGGGCACGUUCGCGGGCGCCGAUGGCAGCCGGCAGCCCAGCGACAAGGAGAAGGAGCUGGCGACCAUCCAGGGCGAGUGGUUCUACAACACGGUGAAGAAGUCUCUCGGCGGGACGGAGGGAGGUUCCCAGGCAGCCACGGCUGCUGCCGCGCCGAAGGAGGGGAGAUCGAAGGAACAGGGAAGCAAAGAGCAGCCAAGUCCCGUGAAGGAUACCAAGGAGGGGCCAUGCGGCCUGCCAAAUAAGUGUGCGAUACUAUAGAGUCGAAUUUCGUCACUCCGCGUGCGCAUUGCAUCCUCUCUCAGUGCGGCCUGGUGAUGAACGAUGUCAACGAUGCAGAGAGCGAGGCGCGGUAGUACGGAAUUGCGAGACAGUUGGAUUAGCGCCCGCAAACAAUUCCUGAAAGAUAGUGUAAUAACCAGCGAAUACGCGCUAAAUAUUGCGUACCACAUUACGGAGUACAUGGUAGGCACACGAGACUGUAG